UCGACCCCCUCAAGCAGCCAAUGGGAGGGCGAGGCGAGCCGCGGGGGCGUGGCUCCUCGCCGGGACUAGCGCUGGGCUCGACGGCGCGGCCGCUCCGACGGCACCGGCAGCGCGGGGAGCGAGGCGGGCGAAUUGGAUUCUACCAGAUCACAGAGAUCGUGGGUGGUGCUGCAUGUAUCUUUGGAGAUGAACUUCUCACAGGUGGCCUAGAUCCAUGCGUUCACUUGCUGAUGUCCAGCUGGUUACACCAGGAGCUCACUUGGCGAAGUGCCUGAGACUCGCAGCAGCGACUGAAGUCAGAAUUUACAAGGAAGGAUGAAAGACCGGCUAAACGAGCUGCGUGAAUUUGCCAGGUUACACAACCCUGAGUUUUCUGAUACUGAGGAUGACGAAAAUUCACCCCGCGACAUUCUCCUUUAUGAGACUGAUUAUGCCUUGGAAACUCUUCAUAAAGAUAUACAGACCAUCCGGACAGAAAAUGACCUCCUAAAAGAGGAUGUCAAGCGUCUCAAAAAGCAAAACAGCCGCUUCCUGACUUCCAUGCGCCGUCUCAGUAGCAUCAAACGAGAUACUAAUGGUAUUGCCAGAGACAUCAAGGCCCGUGGAGAAAGCAUCCACAGGAAACUCCAAAUAAUGAGAGAUUUCAGUGAAGAUGCGAUAACAAAAUAUGGGGUUAUGUCUGUCAUUGCCAGGGUAGCAAAGAACCACUACGUGGACCUCAUGCAUGCCUUUCAGGAAGCUAUGUUUGAAUACAACGCAACAGAGAUGAACCAACGGGAGAACUGCAAGAUACGAAUUCAGCGGCAGCUAGAGAUCAUGGGCAAGGAUGUUUCUGGCAACCAGAUUGAGGAGAUGAUUGAGCAAGGCAAGUGGGAUGUCUUCUCUGAGAACCUCUUGUCUGAUGUUAAGGGGGCUCGCUCAGCCUUGAAUGAGAUAGAGACACGUCAUAAGGAGCUGGUGAAGUUAGAAAGUCGCAUCAAGGAGGUUCACGAGCUCUUUCUGCAGGUGGCCCUGCUGGUAGAAGAACAGGCAGACACCUUUGACGUCAUUGAGAUAAAUAUGCAAAAUGUUGAGGACUACGUAGGAGACGCCAAAGAACAAGUGAAAAAAGCUUUAGAAUACAGAAGAAAACACCCUUUACGAACAAUCCUCUGCUGCUGCAUAUCAUGUUGCCGAAGGUGACUAUCCUACUGAAGCUACCACGGACCCACCUGAAUGUCUUCAAAUUCUGAUAUUCUUUCCAAUGAUUUUUCUUUAAUGACAACCCGUGGAAGUACGGGGGCUAUUGUGCAGUUGUUUGUUUUGUAAUAUAUUCCUAAAUGUGCUUAAAGGUAGUUCUAUUUAUGGGCUACUAGAAAUGUUGAUAAAGCUAUUUUUAAUUAUUUUAA
Molecule: messenger RNA, 1388 nt
Organism: Anas platyrhynchos (mallard)
Lineage: Eukaryota; Metazoa; Chordata; Aves; Anseriformes; Anatidae
Gene: STX11
Product: syntaxin 11
Biological process (GO): exocytosis; synaptic vesicle fusion to presynaptic active zone membrane; intracellular protein transport
Cellular component (GO): SNARE complex; endomembrane system; synaptic vesicle
Molecular function (GO): SNARE binding; SNAP receptor activity
Source: RefSeq, a predicted model, not a curated record